AUCUGAAAAACAGCUUCACUUCUCUCACUAAACUUAAUCAACCGUCUAGUUAAGGUUUCAACUUAAGAUCUCAAUUCAAUGGAAAAAAUUGAAAGACAAAGCGAUGAAGCAUCUUAUCUAUGGCUUCCUUUUCAGUUCCUCGACCAAACUCUUAAAGCUAUCUUAAGGUGUCUUGGUCUACUUCAUCAUGAUUCCGUACCCUUAAACCAGCCGGAUGAAGAAGUAGAAGAGGAACAAGAUGUUGCCAUGGAAGACGACGUCGUUGUGACGACUAGGGGAAGUAAAAACGGCUUCGUUGUAACGAGUAGAGGUACAAAAAUGAAAGCAAAGAAAAAGGAUAGGGAAAGAGUUAGCUCAGGACGACCGGGGCAACAUCACUAG
Molecule: messenger RNA, 381 nt
Organism: Eruca vesicaria subsp. sativa (arugula)
Lineage: Eukaryota; Viridiplantae; Streptophyta; Magnoliopsida; Brassicales; Brassicaceae
Source: the annotation of a GenBank genome assembly